AUGCUUCAACGAUGGAACCGAGCUCCGGUUCGGUCGUUUUCGACAACUUUGAGACGGUUGUCGCAAGUCGAUCCUUCAGACCCUGACCAGGCACUGCUCUAUAAAAUUAAGCGUCCCGGAACCUUCUUCAAGGAGCCCCUGGACCCGCAAAUCCAGCUGUCCCACGAACCCCUCUACACUGCGCCAAUGGCAUCGCAGGUUUCUUUCACAAAACGAUGGUCCCUUGGAUUUUUCGGCGUCGGUGCAUACAUCGGCUAUUUAACUAUGGGCGUGGGCGCCAGCUCAACGCUCGUGGCAGCUGGGUUGGUGCCGCUCUUGCUGCCUCUGCCACUGAUCCAGUAUUUCGCUGGGGGAUAUGUGACUCGGAUAUUCAGAGUGUACAGACGGAACCAACCACAAACUUACGAAGCCUUGACUGAAAACGAAACAUUAAUGGUGGAAAAGCUUUCUUUGUUUGGCAGAUCAACCUACGGCGUGCCCAUUCAAGUUCAAAACACCUUCAUUGCCAACCGCCGGCUUGGGUGGAUCAAUUGGGUCCAUUUAGACGAACGCACUGGAGCGCUAACAAAAUUGUAUGUCGAAGACAAUAUCGGCGGGAUUCAAAUGGAUAGAAUUUGGGGCAUUUUAGAGAAAAACAGUAACAUCGACAACGGACGGGGCUUUUUGAAUGAUAGGCCGAAGGGUGCAUAG
This is a messenger RNA of Wickerhamiella sorbophila, 690 nucleotides long. RefSeq lists its product as hypothetical. The coding region runs from base 1 to 690 and encodes 229 amino acids. Lineage: Eukaryota; Fungi; Ascomycota; Dipodascomycetes; Dipodascales; Trichomonascaceae. The transcript has a single exon. The record is from RefSeq and is a predicted model, not a curated record.